This is a messenger RNA of Sycon ciliatum, 1652 nucleotides long. RefSeq lists its product as uncharacterized. The record is from RefSeq and is a predicted model, not a curated record. The transcript is spliced from 4 exons. The coding region runs from base 114 to 1619 and encodes 501 amino acids. Lineage: Eukaryota; Metazoa; Porifera; Calcarea; Leucosolenida; Sycettidae.
AGGGUGAAAGUAAAGAUCUUUCUCCUGAAAAGUGUCUUACGGGAAUAUUUCAUUUUUGCCCGUUAACCUAUGUGGUAUUUUUGAAGGUUUUAACGUGUUAAACUGUUGCCAGUAUGGAGACCCCAAGCCCAGACAAUGCUGAAUCCUCCGAUCGUGUAGUUUUUGACCACUUUGUGUUAAAUAUCCCGAGCGUUAUGGCAUAUGACGUUGGACAAUUGUCUCGCGUAGUUGUUCCAAAACCUCCAGGUCAUGAAGCUUCAAGGCCCGGAGAAAAUCCAAAAGCUGUAUCUUCAGAUAUAGAGGGAGCGUCUGGACACCCUGCGUUGAACAGUCCUAGAGCUAAGACGUACAUGGUUGAAGAAUUGUCUUACACAGUUGCUCGACACACUCGUAAGUCACCAUCUCCGGAUCUUCGUGCUGCAGGGUCUGCACCAUCUCCGGUUCCUCGUGCUGCACGGUCUGCACCAUCUCCGGUUCCUCGUGCUGCAGGGUCUGUUGACAGUAUGGAGAUCCCAAGCCCAGACAAAGCUGAGUCCUCCGAUCCCGGAGUGUAUGACCACUUUGUGUUCAAUAACCCGAACGCUACGGCAUAUGAGGUUGAACAAUUGUCUCGCGUAGUUGUUCUAAAACCUCCAGUUGAUGAAGCUUCAAGGCCCGAAGAAGAAUUGUCUUACACCGUUGCUCGACACACUCGUAAGUCACCAUCUCCGGGUCUUCGUGCUGCACGGUCUGCACCAUCUCCGGUUCCUCUUGCGGCACCGUCUGCACCAUCUCCGGUUCCUCGUGCUGCAGGGUCAGCAGAAAUCAAGAGCACACCAUCUUCCAAUGUAAGUCAAGGAUCUGGACACUUUGAUUUCAAUAACCCGAGCGCUGCGACAUACAAGAGAGACGACUUUUCUCGUAUAGUUGUUCAACGCGGCACGAAUGAGCAAUCGACGGACCCUCAAGCUUCAAGUUUGGCUGAAAGCCGAAGUACUUUAUUUUCUGAUGAGGAAGAGUAUGGACAGCUUUCGUCGAAUAGCUUGAGUCUUGCGACGUACGAGAUCGAACGAACGUCUCGUUUAAUUGCUAAACGGGCCACAGAGGAGCAAUGGACGAUUCCUCAAGCUUCAAAGUCUACUGAAGGCCCAAAUAGUGAUGUUUUGUCUCUAGAGGACCCAUUUGAACAAUUUCAUUUGAAUAGCCCGAUCGCAAAGUCUCUAGAGGACCCAUUUGAACAAUUUCAUUUGAAUAGCCCGAUCCCAAAGCCUCCUAGAAGCCCGACUGCUGUAGAUUCUGAUAUAGAUGAGUGGCUUGAAGAAUUGGCGUCGCAUGGCGCGAGCUCUGAUGAGAAUCUGAAGUCUGAAGAACCGUCUCGUUUGGAUGUUCAACGUGUUACAAAGAAACAAACAGUGGCUGAACUUCUAAGCACCGUUCCAGAAAUUUGCUCUAACUGUGCACGAUGUGGCAUCCCAGGCAAGCCCCCUUCCCAGCCAAGCACACCCGUCGAGGAGCGGACGCCACGUACAUCCUUUUCGGGGGAGAAGUUCCUUUUCCGAAACAAAAAGGGCAAACUUGAACGGAGGCAUCCUAGAAACGAAGAAGAAUAUUACAUGGGGCGACGGCAAUCGAUGCGAUGAGCGCUCGAAGAUGGAGGCCUCAGGAGCGGUGCC